Messenger RNA from Caenorhabditis sp. 36 PRJEB53466, 1194 nucleotides. NCBI's taxonomy places the organism in Eukaryota, Metazoa, Nematoda, Chromadorea, Rhabditida, Rhabditidae. The record is from the annotation of a GenBank genome assembly.
AUGGCUGGAAUCGGAAAGAUUGUGUUCUCGUCAGACUUUUUCUUCUUCCUCUUCCUCUUCUUUCCAGGCAGUCCGUCCAACUCCUCGUCCAAAUGCUUCUCGUGCUCCGCCCGCAAUUCAGCCCUCUCGGCCGCCGACGAAUUCUACAGUAACCUCGCGCAUUUCCUCAAAACUCCGCCGUCCGUACAGUGUGCUCACGGCGGUCUGGCCACUGCCGCUCCGGCGAUCAACAUGACCGCGGGACAGAUUCACGCCUCCUACUUUUGGACGUUCUUCAAAAAGCUCAACCUGUCGGACUCGAUGGAAUUGUACGGUGAGAGGGUUACUGUAGUCGCACUCAAUCAUUGCUCUUUCAUUUCUAGAAGCGUGGCGGUUCGCUCAAUUCGUCGCCCAAGAAAUUGAGGGAAAUUUGAAGGGAACCGGCGCGAAAGUCUAUGUGUACAGCACGUUCUUCCCGUACUACGAGCAAUAUCUGACACUGGCGACCACCAUUUACACCCUCGUCGUUCUUGUUCUCUUCGUCGCCUUCGUCACCAUUUCGCUGUUUCUGAGAGUCAAUUUGGCCGGCAGUUUGGUCACUGGUAAGACCCCCUUUUCUUCUUUCUUUCAGCCCCACAAUAUCGGCUUCCCAGUAUUCGUCCUCCUCUCCUCAUUCCUUCACUUGAUGGCCUGGAUGUACCUGCAGGGAAUUCAGGUCAAUGUGGUUUCGAUGAUCAACAUGACUAUGGUAGGAGAUUACUGUAACCGCCUACAGUAACCCGACGACCUUUUUCAGUCUCUCGGAAUUGCCGUCGAGUUUGUCGUGCAGAUUCUGCAUGGGUUCUACAAUUCGAAAAAGGCGAAACGGGAGGAGAGAGCAGUGGCGGCGCUUGUCGAUAACGGGGCUACGGUCGGAUCAAUCAACUUCUCAGUCAAUUGAAAAUACAAUUUCAGACGCUUUCCGGCAUCUUCCCGGCCAUCGUCCUGACUGCCGGCUGCCUCGCUUUCGCCGAUUCGCAGGUGCUCAUCACCUACUUCUGCUUCCAACUCUUCGGAAUCGGCCUCGUCUGCACUGUCCACGGCGUCGUCUACAUGCCCAUCCUUCUCUCGAUCUUCGGUCCGGACAACUAUCAGCCGGUCCACAACACGGAGCCCAGCUCGACGGAAAUGCAAGAGACGAGCUCCAGCGGCAGCACUUCGACCACGAGCGUCUAG